AUUUUCGUAGAAUGCUUGAUUGGCUCCGUGCGAAUGACAGUUCGAUUGGCUCCCGUCAUUCUCUUUGCCAGACUAUAUGAAAUUAUAGUGUCUAUAGAACAUCGUAUGAAAAAUGAAAGAAUUUCAUAAGACUCUUAUGAAAAAUUAGUUUGGACGCAAAAAAGUGGUUCAUAAGAUGUAUCUUAUGAAAUUUAUAAUAAGGUUUCCUCUGAGUGCACGAAUUGUUGUGAUUCAUGUUUAAAGGAAAGUUACGGUAAAAUAUCUAAAAUAUGGAUUUAACCAGUUUACCCGUGGAAAUUCUUGAAGAAAUUUUCUCCAAACUAAACCACCGAAGCCUCCUCGAAGCGUCGCUAGUAUGUCACUAUUGGAAACUUGUCGUGGAACCGUUGAUUGCUCGGCGUAGCUGUCUGAACAUAAACCUGAAAAUGCUGGACCAUUUGGAGGUGCUGAAAGACAGCAUCAGGAAGUACCAAUCGGUGUUGAUCGUCAAUGGUCAAAACGAUUAUUGGGAUAAGAUCCGUGAAAUAUUGAACCUGUUGUAUCACAGGAUCAAACCACGGUACCUGCGUAUCCGGGGAGUCCUCAGCGAUCAACUUUAUCGAUUCUACAGCGAUUACGGAGCCUGGUUCGACGAGCUGGAAUCGAUAAAUGUAGGAAUGGAUGAUCGUUUCACUAGUUAUUCAUCUGAGACGGAGGACGAAAAUUUCCAUUUGUUUCUACCCAAGCUCAAAACUCUUACUUGGUACGAAUGUCUAUAUGGUACUCUCCAUACGGGUGAAAAAUCGGUAACUGUAGAAGCCCCGAAUCUGGAGGUAGUGGACAUUGACGACAGCCUUGAUCCAGCAGCCGUGCUGAAGAUACCAUACUGUAAAAAACUGAAACGGAUUGGAUGCCUGUUUUACACCAAAAUGUUCCGGAAUACGUUCAUUGACGAUGAGUUUGCUCAUCUGCAACAUUUAACUGUAAGCUGCGCUUAUACCAAUGAUGAUUUAUCAUUUCUUGAACGAAUGGAUAACUUACGGACCUUAGAACUCACUUGCAGCCAAAGUGGACUCCGAGUGAUAGAGCGUUUAAAAUCCUUGAAUCAUUUAAGAGCGUUGCAAAUAAGCAUACACGAUCAAAGCUUGGAGCGUGUUUCGUUGAAUUUAACAAGACUUUGUAGCUUGGCGACAAAGAUUGAAAGGAUUGAAUUUAUCAAUUUUGAAAUUAGAACAUUUGGAACGGUGAUUGCUGAACAGUUGUGCUCGUUGAAAUUCAAGGAAGUCAAAAUCAUAGAACAAGAUUUCACUUUAUUUGCACCAAAAUUGAAAGUUUUAUCUAUACCAUUAAGCAUUCUCGCCACAACGCACAUCGUAAACAACGAACGAUUGUCGGAGUUUUACCUAGACUUGGAAUCCACUUACUUGGAUACUGCUUUCCAAAACUAUUUGAGUCCGUUCUUACAGCAACAUGCAACCGUUGCGGCUCUCAUACUUAGAAAUCCUUGUAGAAACGAUCAAAAUAUCUCUCAAUUCAAAGUACGUUGCGAAAUACCAAGGGCCAUCGAAAGAUUAGAGCUGCGUAAGGUAGCGCUGGAUCUGGACUUUUUCCGCUACAUUUCUCACUGGUAUUCGUUGAAGCAUCUAUCACUGGACCGCGUUACCAUAGACUGCGGCAGGAAUGCCGAACAAGUGGUAGACCUUCCCUGCGUGACCUCGAUAAAUGUUUACUCCGGUACCCUGGUGGGAAUUGAACGUGAACAUUUUCCCCUCCGGAUAGGUUGUCCUGAAUCGGGCGUUCUGUUCGAGCGCCAUGGAGAUUAUUUUCACACGAUGGAUUCUGAGUACGCGUUGGCUGGCGACGGAUACGAUUAGACGGAAACGGAGAUCAACUUUUGUAAGUUAAAUAAAAUUGGUUACCAUGAAAAUAUGAUUAGCUAUAUUUUAGAUGAUGCGGCUGUGAAUCUUCGGAUUAUGGUGAAAAAUUGUCAGAAUGCCGUAUUGAUUAAAAAAAUUAAAUCACUUUCAGAUAGGAAAUAACCAAAUUUUUCAUUUCAAACAAAUCAACGAAUUCCAAAGCUUUAAAAAUACUUAAAUACCACUGAAACAUGUUGUUCUAAAUAAACACUUCAGAAUACUUUCCUCAAACGGCAAACUAAUGAACGAGAUACGUUACGUAAUCUUCCUGACUUUUGAUAUUCAAAUCAUCCCACGUUUCGGUGCUAAACACAUUUCCCUCGGCCAAUGACAGGCCCCGCUGAGCGCCUGUGGGAUACAAUAUCGGGAAGUUGAUGACCUGCUUCGGAAGCAUAACGUUUUUCAUGUAGAAGUAUUGCACUUCGUUGAAGGCGAACUGUCGAUCAUCCGUAGAAACCGCCAGGGUUCCGUCCUGUAGGAUUAAAGUCUGGAAAGAGAUUUAUGAUAAUGAAAAACUAUUCUUUUUUGCAAUGUGAACGUGUGCUUUUUACCAUAAGACGUCUGGCUUUGUUGAUGCCUUCCAGGAAGUUGUAAUCCAAGUCGAAGUUUCUCAUGUGCAGGUAGUUCAGAUCUACAAAGGCCAUCGCAAGGAAGUGACCGCUUAUGUUAAUCGGUGCGCGUUUGUUGUGCAAAACGAUUGUCAAACGAAACAGUCUGGGAAACUGGAGAAGACAUUCGGCUAGCAUGGGAUUAGCAUCGUCACAGGGUACAUCCAGAUACAGAAUCAUGAGUGACGAGAAUUGUCGAGGUUGUCGGAAGUUGAGAUAUAAAUCGUACAGAAUCAAACACCGUACGACUGAGUAAUCAGUCAGGAUGAAAGAGUUAACGUUGAGACUGGUACCCUUUAAAGUCAUAAGAUUUCUGGCAUUGAUGGUGGGCAUGUCGGAACAAAUCGUAUCGUUGAGAUCCAUGGUUUGAAGAGAUGGAAAGGUUAUGCUGGUUUCGCUUGAUCUCACUUUGAUUUCAAACAAACGCAAAAUUCGUAAUUUUGGUAAACUGUGAGCGACAACUGUUAAAUCUAUCACGUUGCUUGUUUCGGUUUGGAUGACUAGCAUUUCCAGGUUCCGGAAGUUACGGAGGAAUAAAGUUGAGUUGCUGUUUACGGAACAUCCACAAAGUUCUAAAGUCUGUAACCUCGGCAAAUUGAAUCGAUCAAUGUUCCACUCGAAAGGCGACGAAGAGUUGUAAACCCUAAGGCAAGUAGCCGACUCUAACCCAUUCGGGCACAAGCCUUCGAUUAAGCGUGGUACAAACAGGCCAAGCGACUUAAGUCUACUAGUGUUUUCUAGAAUCAGAGGCGUACGAUCUAGAUCUCCGUGCUCUAUAUAAACGUCUUCCAGGAGAGGAGCCCUAAUUCUGAACACAGGCAUUUGCCGGUUUCCACUGUCCGUGUUGAAAGUCCACGACAGGAUACGUAAACGAGGUAACUCCAGCUCAACGUCAUCUCCGAAAGUAUUGAUUUGAUUGAUCGAGGUUAUCGAGAGGUGUACAAGGCUGCGCAACCACAAUCGAUGUUCAUCUACGAACGUCAUAAUUGCAUAGGUUUGUAUGCCGUCCAGAAUAAGCUUCCGGAGAAAGAACUUUUUGGCGCAUAAUGCCAAUUUAGCGCGCAACGCCUCAUAGGACUCGCUAAACUCGAUCGAAAAACAGCAAUAUCCUCGUGACGUUCGUUGAAGUAUUCGUUCGCUGAUCACCGACUCUCCAUAGGCUAGAAUCAGUAUACCCAAAAAUGGAAACCAUUACUGCACCGUGUAAGGGAGCAAGAAAAACUUUCGGACACUUUCUCUCGAAUGAAAACCAUCGAUGGCUGAUGAAGCUGAUGAAUGAACUUUUUUUAAAUAUCUGACAGCCAGCAGCAGAGCCCGCAGAGCCGGAGCCAAGGUGAGUAUAUAUUCAGGAGGUGUUCCCGAAUAACGAAUUCCCGAUUCAGCUAUUUUGGCUAUGUAGGCUAUGCAACUAUACGGAACUCAUGAAGUUUGUUUACCAACAAACCCCAGAAAAGCUGAGCAAAAAAUAAACAAACUCAUUGAGAGCCCCGCUCACUCCUCGCCUACUUACUGUGAAAGUCGGAGAACCUAGUGUAUCUAAGAACCUUGGCCGGAGCCCAAACCCGAAAAAAAAAACCUUCGGACAUCGCAGUGAUUUUUUGGAUGACGUGACAAGCGAUUCAAACAUCGCGCAGUGAAAUUCAGUGAAAUCGGGAUUCUUUUUCUCUGCUCCGAAGAAGGAAAGGACAGAAAUUGUUUCGUUUUUUCCAAUAUCCCGUUGGCCAGGAGUGAAGGAUCGCGUCUAGCCGUUCAGAUUACUGGUCUACCGUAUUCGAUAAGGCUAGAAUUCUUUGAAUCAAUGCAAUCGUGAUAGCAAAAACGCCAGGAACACGAUUUUUUUGAAGAUUUGAAUGGACAGCAUCCCAUUCACGUAAACUGGCGAAGAAGCUGCUGGACCAGUUUUUUUCUUCUAUCUACCCCAUAGCCACACUCUUGUAAAGUAACAAGGGUGUGAUCGAAGGUGCGACUCUUUAAAGGGUUGUACACUGGGAUUG
Uranotaenia lowii is the source of this 4497-nucleotide messenger RNA. RefSeq lists its product as uncharacterized. The coding region runs from base 270 to 1853 and encodes 527 amino acids. Gene Ontology annotation, molecular function: protein binding. The transcript has 3 exons. The record is from RefSeq and is a predicted model, not a curated record. NCBI's taxonomy places the organism in Eukaryota, Metazoa, Arthropoda, Insecta, Diptera, Culicidae.